Messenger RNA from Exophiala xenobiotica, 2245 nucleotides. RefSeq lists its product as uncharacterized. Lineage: Eukaryota; Fungi; Ascomycota; Eurotiomycetes; Chaetothyriales; Herpotrichiellaceae. Bases 90 to 1985 code for a protein of 631 amino acids. Gene Ontology annotation, biological process: mitotic intra-S DNA damage checkpoint signaling; double-strand break repair via break-induced replication; DNA catabolic process. The transcript has 2 exons. Gene Ontology annotation, cellular component: Holliday junction resolvase complex; nucleus. The record is from RefSeq and is a predicted model, not a curated record. Gene Ontology annotation, molecular function: crossover junction DNA endonuclease activity; 3'-flap endonuclease activity; DNA binding.
CCUCAACACACCUUUCACGCAGCAAUGAUGUGAUGCUGGACGUGGACUUACUCCGCUGACCUUCGAGCGCUGGAGCGGCCGUCUUCAAGAUGCCAGAGGAUUGCGCCAAUCCGCUACUGGCCAAAUGGCUGAAGGAGUGGAUGGAUAGAGCGAAGGAACAGAAUACCAAAGGCUACACAGUGUACAAGAAAGCCUACCAGUCGAUGAUAGCUUGUCCUCUGCGCUUCGAUCAUCCCUCAGAGGCUCAGCAACUCAACGGCCUUGGACCAAAACUAUGCGAUCGUCUUACAGACCAGCUUAAGAAGUUUUGUGAAGAGAAUGGAUUGCCCAUGCCUGUUAAAGGCAAAAAGAGAAGACAACAGUCAGGACUUGAGCAAGAAGAGCCUCCUCAAGGGGAACAAGAGUCGCCAAAACGGAAAAAGCGAAAGGCUCAACCAUACGUUCCGAAGCUGAGAUCUGGCGCCUACGCAUUGAUCAUGGCGUUGGCCACUCUGGAUCAGGAAAGCAACCAGGCCAUCCCAAAGGACGAGCUAACCAGACUGGCGCAACCUCACUGCGACUCCUCCUUCGAUGUACCGAGUGACCCUACAAAGUUUUACACCGCAUGGCAAUCCAUAAAGACUCUUGAGAGUAAAGAGCUGAUAUGCACAAAGGGCCAUCCAGCAAAGAGGUACUACUUGUCUGAUGAAGGCUGGGAGGUUGCGGUGCGUAUGAAAGCAACACUGGAGGGAGAUAGCGUGCCUUCAUCCAGGCCCAAAGGCAAGAAGCAGGCGGCCACUCGCCUGCCUUCUCCUUCAAGAUCACUUUCCCCCCAUAUCCUGCCAACUGUGAGACCUAGCAUAGCCGCCAGGCAGUCACCAGAGAGGCGGCGGUUCGAGACAACAAUUACACAGUCGCGGCAAAUUGCCUCAACGAGCGGACGGGCAACCUCCAAUGUUGUGGAGUUAUUGUCCAGUCCUGAACCGCGAUCGCCUGCCUUCGCACCAGAGGUGGAAGCCUUCAGCGCCAGUGCUCGAAAUCUUGACGUACGAUCAGUCGGCACUGGCGCAGACUUUGACGGGGCCGUCCUUCUUCCUCCUGACAGUUUCGAGGUGAGAAUGAUCCUUGAUAUGCGCGAAAUCCGAUCAACAACCGAUCGGGACUACAUCUCCGCCGAACUGAAGAAGCAUGGUGUCAAUCCUAUCCUCGCUGCACUCCCUUUGGGAGAUGUACUGUGGGUUGCAGUCGUCAAUUCUUCAUAUGCCAAUACACUCAAAGCUGCAAACGUGCACUCAGAAGAAGGUCAAGCCGGUGAGUUGUGGAUUGUUCUAGAGCACAUUCUCGAGCGUAAACGACUUGACGACUUGAUCAGUAGUAUCAAGGACGGCCGCUUCCGCGAGCAAAAGUUCCGUCUCCACAAGUCUGGUAUCAAGAAUGUGGUAUACUUGGUGGAAGCAUAUUCCCUAUCAGCAGAGAAGAGUGAGAAGUAUGGAGAUGCAGUUGAAAGCGCCAUUGCGAGCAUGCAAGUCGUUGACGACGUCUUCGUGAAGCAAACCUCCAAGCUAGACGACACCGUUGCAUAUCUGGCUCGCAUGACCAAAACACUGAAAGGUCUGUACGAAAAGCAAAACAUCCACGUUAUCCCCUUACGAAGCUUUGAAGCAGAAAGCGCUUCCACGACGUUCGAGCGGCUGAGGAGGUUAUCACCAGAAAAGACUUUUGGAAUAACAUUCUCUGUGUUUGGUGCUAUAUGCGACAAGUCAGACAGUAUGACGCUAAGGGAUGUCUACCUCAAAAUGCUGAUGUGCACAAGAGGCGUGACGGGUGAGAAAGCCGUCGAGAUUCAGAAAAUAUGGCCUACACCUCGAGCACUGGCGGAAGCCUUUGAGGUGCUGAGUAGAGGCCCGCAGAAGGAGAACAUGAUAAGUGACAGGCUUGGAAAUGCUAUCCCGAAGAAAAAAGUGGCAAAGGCGCUCAGUGCCAAAAUCGCCGCGGUCUGGGGUUAGUGACUCCGAACAGAAGGGACAUGCAUACUGUCGCCUAGACCUUGGAUCAAAGCAACCACGACAUCGUUGUUGGAGAUAUUCUUGACGAGAAAAGGAAUGACGAGUCCAUGGUGGUAUCUAGCGUUUUAUUCUGUAUAGAUUGUUGCAAAAUUGGGCCUAUGUCACGAAAACGGCCGGAUGGGUAUAAUGUUAAUGAGAACAUCAAGCCAGCAGUAAGAUACUGGAUAUGUGUUCCUAGCAAUACGUGACAAGAAUUUAAG